This is a messenger RNA of Blumeria graminis f. sp. triticale, 1482 nucleotides long. The record is from the annotation of a GenBank genome assembly. NCBI's taxonomy places the organism in Eukaryota, Fungi, Ascomycota, Leotiomycetes, Helotiales, Erysiphaceae.
AUGGCCCUUCUAUUCCGCCGUUCCCCCAUUCCUGACAUGGCCGAAGCAGCGCCGCACCCGUGUCCGCUCGACACCUCCUACCGCAUCGGCCGCCUGCGCAUCCCGCGCUACCGCAGCGUGCUGGCCCAGGUCGUCAUGGUCGGGCUCAUUGCCUUUUGCACAGUGGGAAUGUCGAAUGCGCUCGGCGGUGCUGGAGGCGGUGGCCUCAUCAACACCAGUCAGUCCAACCAGGCGAAUGUCGCCGUUUAUGCCACCUUUUCCGCCCUCGCCUUCUUCGGCGGCACCAUCUACAAUCGUCUCGGUAUCCGCCUCUGCCUCAUGUACGGCGGUAUCGGCUAUGCCUGUCUUGCCUCGGCCUAUCUUGCCGCCGCCCACAUUGGCGAGCGAGCAACGCCGUGGGUCGUCGUGGCCGGCUGUCUCGAGGGGCUCUCGGCUGCUAUGCUAUGGACGGCCCAGGGCGCCGUGACUAUGUCCUAUCCCACCGAGGACAUGAAGGGCCGAUCCUUCUCCGUCUUUUGGACAAUCUUCCAAAUGGGCGGCGUCGUUGGUUCCAUCAUCCCCAUCUGCCUCAACUGGUCCUCCCACGCCGCCAAUCUCGGUGAUGCUUCAUACAUCGCCUUUGUCGUCAUCAUGCUGAUUGGCUGUGGAAUUCCCCUCCUACUCCUGCCCUCUGAUCACGUAAUCCGCUCCGAUGGUACCCGCGUUGUCCUGCCGCCCAUGCCUACCUGGAAAUCCGAGCUGCAUGGAAUGAUACGAGUCCUCACUGCCAACUGGUGGAUCAUUACGCUUUUCCCCUUCUUUGCCGCCUCCAACUGGUUCUACACGUAUCAAGCCAACGACUUCAACGUCCCAAACUUCACCCUCCGCACGCGCUACUUCAAUGGCUUAUCAGCGAACUUCUUCAAUAUGGUCGGUGUCUGGAUCAUGGGCACUGCCAUGGACCUUCCCCUCGCUCCCAACCUCCUCGGCCGACCGGCACGUGCUCGUAUGGGAAUCGUCUUUCUGCUCCUCUUGACCAUCGCCGUUUGGACCGGCGGCUGGUCCUUUGCAAAAGAUUCUCGGCGAGGCCAGAACCCUACACCCCUUAUCGACCUUACUGAGUCCCGUCGUUACCUUCCCUACAUCCUCAUCUAUAUUGCCUACGCCUUCUAUGAUGGCUGUUUCCAGGCCUACGCCUACUGGCUCCUAGGUGCCCUCUCCAACAAUUCGGCCACUUUGUCCCAUUAUGCCGGCUGGUACAAAAGCAUCCAGUCAGCCGCUGCCGCCGUGGCCUGGCGUCUCGAUGGCCUGGAAAUCAGUUACCAAAGUAUGUACCUAAGUACCUGGUGUAUCCUGCUCAGCAGCGUAGUCAUUACUUUCUACGUUGCCUUUGCGAAGGUCAAGGAACAUUCGACGGAUGAGGCAGCUGUGCUGGUCGCCGAGCCCACUUCCACUCCUUCCCUACCAAGUGCAACGAGUAUUGAUAAGGCAAAGCCCAACUAG